AUGUCACUGCUUGUUGCUUUAAUUAUUGGUACAGGUGAUGAAUUAGGAGAUGAAAUAGCUUAUCAGUUAGGAAAAAAAGGUAUAUGUGUUUUAUUUUGUUCAAAUGAUGAAAAUAAAUUUGAACGAAUAAUAAAAAAAUUGAACGAUGA
Rotaria sordida is the source of this 149-nucleotide messenger RNA. The record is from the annotation of a GenBank genome assembly. Lineage: Eukaryota; Metazoa; Rotifera; Eurotatoria; Philodinida; Philodinidae.